Messenger RNA from Heterobasidion irregulare TC 32-1, 1623 nucleotides. RefSeq lists its product as uncharacterized. The record is from RefSeq and is a predicted model, not a curated record. Lineage: Eukaryota; Fungi; Basidiomycota; Agaricomycetes; Russulales; Bondarzewiaceae. The transcript is spliced from 10 exons. Bases 1 to 1623 code for a protein of 540 amino acids.
AUGCCGCCCCGAAAGUCAGCUGCCAAGAAACCGAAGGCUAUCUCCACCUCGAAGAAUACACAAACCCCGGAUCUUCCUCAGAAAGCUAUCACAAAGGAGCUCGACCCAUAUCACCGCAAGCUCUCCAUAUAUAUUGCCUCUGCACGCGAUGCGAAGAUCAACAUACAGUGUCGCGAAUCCGCGUGGUACGGGGCGUGGAACUUCGUACUAAACCACCACUUCUUUUAUAGUUCCAAAUUUUACAUCUACCCCCAGUGGCCGGUGUGGAAGUUGAAGAAAGAUUCAAUCAGCUCUGACGUCUCGUCAUCCACCAAAGCUCAGAAAGUGCAACAGCCCUUGCCAGCUUCAGCAACGAAGGAUGACUCGGAGUCGACUCAUUCAGACUCGUCGGAAGAAGAUUCCGAAGAAGAAACCCGCGAUGAGCUAGAUUUGUUGCCUAUAGCAACCAAGAAAGGAACAAACUCGGAUCAGCGCGAGGAUGUGCCAACGAAAGGGAGCCAAACCCCAAUCAGUUCUGUCACCCCGCUCAAAUUAGUAGCACAAGAGCUGGAAAGUCUGUGGCCAUUGAACCCGUCAAAACAGAGAGUGGGUCUUGGAAUGACAAUUCAAGGGAGGUUGACCAGCCACCUUCCUGUGUCAGCUGUCACAAAGCGCGGCAAGAUACCAGAGAAACGAAACGAAGGUAUCAUUCGAAAUACAGCCAUCUUAAGCAAGAUCGGGAAGAAGUCUGCGACGAUCGCUGAGGAUAGACAGACCUUCGAACCCUAUGGGCAUACAAAAAAAAAAUCUCAACUUCGCCAUAGUGGUUUCAGGUUAGGGGUGCAGACAGCUGGACGAUCGACAAACAAGUCCGAGAAACUUGUGACAAAUGAGGACGAUGAUAGAAAUCAAUCCGAUGAGGCCAGUUCACAGAAUGAUGACACGCCGAAAAACCUGCUUCCCUCAAAGGCAUCGAUCGCUAAACCAUCCCGCCAGACCAAGAAUAUCAAGAAAAAUCUCCGGAGGAAGGUCGGAAAGAUUGCAGUCAAAAGCGACACAACCGGUUCAGACAGCGAUGGGCCUAGGAACGAUACUCAGAAGCACGCUCAGUCAAAGGCCACGACGGCUUUAAGAUCUACUGGCCCACAGAGGGUAGUUGUGCCUUCUACCGAGAAAUCGACAUCAGUCCAUGAGGACUCGGAUGAUGAUUCUAGUGAUCUGAAAUCUCAGUGGAAGGAUUCGUCUCGGCUGCCAGAUUUCGGCAUCUUACGCCUCACACCUGAUGGUCCAGUGCCUAUUGACAACGUCCCGCUACUAAAUGACGCCGAAACCGUCCUUCUUAUGGAGGUCAAGAGGCUAGUCGAACAGGAUCACUUGAGCAUCACAAAACGGUUAGCAGAAGCACAGGAGGAUCUCGAAGUUCAGGCUGCCAGUGGCCGUCGCCGGAGAACGAUACAUGCGGGCCAUUCUGACAAAGAACCACGGAUGCCAUCAUGCACCCUGUCGGAGGAUGAGGACCCAACGUGGACACCCGUUGCAACCGAGAUCAAGCCAGUCAUCCUGGUAGGUGAAUGGUCACCUCACAAACAUAUCAUCACCGUCGAGGCCGACGCAGAAUGGGAGGAGAUCAAGUUGCUGCUAUGA